Molecule: messenger RNA, 2154 nt
Organism: Platichthys flesus (European flounder)
Lineage: Eukaryota; Metazoa; Chordata; Actinopteri; Pleuronectiformes; Pleuronectidae
Gene: bloc1s6
Product: biogenesis of lysosomal organelles complex-1, subunit 6, pallidin
Exons: 6
Coding region: 199-708 (169 amino acids)
Biological process (GO): intracellular transport
Cellular component (GO): extrinsic component of membrane; transport vesicle; BLOC-1 complex
Source: RefSeq, a predicted model, not a curated record
ACCGGAACACCAGACACAGCAGCAGCAGCAGCAACAAACAGACGAAUCUCAAUAUCGGUGUUUUCAUCUGUGUUCGAGUCUGUGUUCGCGGAGCUCGACUCGUCAAACAGGUGAGAGGCUGCAGCCCGAGGAGAGGCUCGUGCUCACGUGGUGUCUGAUCGCUGAGGUCCUGAGAAGCAGCCUGGGGCAACAGGGGCGAUGCAGAUGGAGGUCGACGAGAGGGAAGAGGAAGGACCAUCGUCCAGCAGCGAAGACUUCCAGUUGGCCCAGCAGGAAUCCUUCCAGCUGGAGGGCUCCCUCCCAGUAGAGGAGGUGUAUGUGGAUAAGAAAGCAGUGGACAAACUCACUGAGGGGUUUCUCUCCCACUACCUCCCUGAUCUGCAGAACUCCAAACGAGCACUUCAAGAGCUCACACAAAACCAGGUGGUAUUGUUAGAUACGAUGGACCAAGAAGUCACCAAGUUCAGAGAAUGUAAUGCCUUAAUCGACCUCAAUUCACUGUUUACAGAGGCAAAGGUUUACCACAAUAAGCUGGUGAACGUGAGGAAAGAGAUGAUCCUGCUCCACGAAAAGACGACAAAACUAAAGAAAAGAGCCUUGAAGCUGCAGCAGCAGAAGCAGAGGGAGGCGCUGGAGAAGGAGCAGCAGCGGGAGAAGGAGCUGGAGAGGGAACGGCAGCUUAUUGCCAAACCUGCCAAAAGAACAUAGGACCCCCCCCCCCCAGCACUGUUUGUCUGCUAUUGGUUUUGCAUGUUUUGGCCUAUUUAUUACAUAUCGGCCGUACAUCCCAUUCGUGCUGAACAUUUUCAAAAGCAAUGGUGUACAAUACUCUUGUGUCAAAACACAUUGGAACUGUGUUUUUUUUUUUGUCGUCACAACAUAUGCACCACAAUUUUUGUCUUUUCCUUUAUUUAAGUAUUUUCUGGGGGACUCUGCCUGUACUAAUAUGAAAGAACAAGCAUGAGAAGAGAAGGGGAGAGAGAGAAUGAGGGGUAGACACGGUGCAAAGUGCGGUGUGGGAAUCGAACCCACGGGUGCUGUAGAAGAACCCAAGCCUCCAAGAUUUUCCAUUGUAUUUCAAUGCAUCAAACUCAAUGCAUCUUGAAUGUGCUCAUUACGUCUAACCCGUCACACUGGAUAUUAUCUCUUCUCUUUUUCCCGUCCGACUUGAAUCCCAGAAUCAUUGUAAUGCAGUUUUCAGUAUUUGCUGAAGUAACUGUGUAAUUAUCUAAGUUAUUGCACACUAUCACAGUUCAGAGAAUAAAACAAUGCAUGAUUUUACUGCUUUAUAUCUCGAGCAGGUUUAAAGUGCAGGUCGGUCUUGGUUGUGAUGUGACCUUCAGAAAGCUUAUAGAUAAAGAUAUGAAGCUGUUAAAAUAGGACUGAGAUCAGUUUGAAGUUUCUGAGUUUCCCGCAGUAUUACACAAAAGGUCAUGUCUAUAUCUGCCAUAUGAUGUCAUUGAGGAUAUGAGUCGUUAACUGGCGGCUUGACUCCUGUCGUUUAUUCACUUUUAUGACGACACUCAUCCAUCGUUUCACCUGCACUGCAGUCAGAGCAACACUCUUUUACUUGAAGGUGAAGAACGGUCUUUACCGAAAGAAACGGAAACAGCAGGAUGCUUUUGGAAAAAGCUUCACUCAAUCAACGGUCUAUGUGAUUGUUAGUAAAGAGGCUAAAACCUGCACAAAAAACAAUCCUUUAUUCCCGAGAUUACCAAGAUCCCCACGAACCAAAGACAUGGACUGAAUCCUCGGAUGUGGCACAUCCCCCCCGUCGACCUCUGACGACUUCAUCUCAAGCACUCGGCUGAGCGUGGAACAAAUUGAUCAGAGACACUUUUGCAGCCAUCACACAAAGAGUCUGUGCGUAUGCUAUCGUUUUUUUGUUUUUCUGAGUGUUCCUACAUGUUGUUUCUGGGCUUCUUCAUGCCCAGUUGAUGUUGAAUGUUGUUUAAGAUCAAAUAGAUCUGCACUCGAUUUGACUGACUGUAUUCCUGGGGUCUGGAUAAUAUUAAUAAUAGUAUUCGAUAAUGUUAUGCGCCAAACUUUGCCCCUAAUGUACACAGCAUCUGUAAAUUUGUGAAACAGACCUUCUAUGCACUACUUCUGCCUGGAACUGUUUGUACCAUUGAUAAUAAAAGCAAUACAAACAGG